This is a messenger RNA of Callorhinchus milii (elephant shark), 1675 nucleotides long. RefSeq names its product ectonucleoside triphosphate diphosphohydrolase 5a (gene entpd5a). Gene Ontology annotation, biological process: nucleoside diphosphate catabolic process. The transcript has 14 exons. The record is from RefSeq and is a predicted model, not a curated record. Lineage: Eukaryota; Metazoa; Chordata; Chondrichthyes; Chimaeriformes; Callorhinchidae. Gene Ontology annotation, molecular function: GDP phosphatase activity; UDP phosphatase activity. Bases 150 to 1439 code for a protein of 429 amino acids. Gene Ontology annotation, cellular component: membrane.
ACUGGGGGUGUGAGGGUUGUCGUCGAGCUGUGAAAGGGCGGGAAGGAGUGAGGGGCCUCGGCUGUCAGCACCGGUCGGUGUCGGAGCGGCAGGUGCAUCAAAUUCCAUGAGAGGCACUUGCAUGCAAUCAUUUCCUCUUCCUUAAAAAGAUGGAGUCUUUAAGGAGCCUGAUCCUGGCCUCCCUGGUUUGCAGCACAGUGUCGGAAGUCGACGUUUUCAGCCCACAGUAUGGAAUUGGAAAUGAAGAGCUCUUGCCUUCAAGAUCAACAUCACUAAAUAUAUCCAAUAUUUUUUAUGGGAUUAUGUUCGAUGCUGGAAGCACCGGGACACGCAUCCACAUUUAUACUUUCAUGCAAAAAUCUUCUGCAGAGCCCCCUCAUUUGGACAAUGAAAUCUUUGAGUCUGUUAAGCCUGGUCUGUCUGCUUAUGUAGAUCAACCUGAGCAGGGUGCUGAGACUGUACGUGGACUAUUGGAUAUGGCAAAGCAGACGAUACCUUCAACUCACUGGAGUUCUACACCUGUGGUGUUAAAAGCCACCGCAGGACUGCGGCUGCUCCCUGAGCAGAAAGCACAAGCUUUGCUGUCGGAGGUCCAAGAACUAUUUGAGGAAUCCCCUUUCCUAGUACCAGAUGAAUGUGUCAGUAUAAUGAAUGGGACAUAUGAAGGAAUUUUAGCCUGGGUCACAAUAAACUUCUUGACAGGUCAGUUGUAUGAUCAAAAUCAGCGCACUGUGGGAAUCCUUGACCUAGGGGGAGCUUCCACACAGAUCACAUUCCUUCCGCAGGCUGAGAGUACACUUAAAGCUGCAUCUGAAAAAUACAUCAGUCCCUUUGAGAUGUUCAAUCGUUCUUACAAAUUGUACACCCAUAGUUACCUAGGUUUCGGACUGAAAGCUGCACGGCUGGCUAUACUUGGAGCCUUGGGAGGGAAAGCAGAUGAAAGCAGGAUGUACAGGAGCUCAUGUUUACCACCAUCUUUGAAGGCUGAAUGGAAAUUUGGUGGUAUCAACUAUAAGUAUGGCGGAAUGGCAGAAGAAGUUACUGGGUUCCAGUCCUGCUAUGCUGAAGUACUUAAGGUGAUCAGAGAAAAGCUUGAUCAACCUGCUGAAAUCAGAAGCAGGACUUUCUACGCCUUUUCCUAUUACUACGAUCGAGCGGUCGACACAGGAAUGAUUGACGGUGAUCAAGGUGGCAUUAUACUCGUGAAAGAUUUUGAAAUGAAAGCCAACAAAGUGUGCGAAGCCUUGACGGAGACAAACACAGGGAGUCCCUUUCUAUGCAUGGAUCUAACCUACAUCACUGCAUUACUCAAGGAGGGAUUUGGCUUCUACGACCACACCGAGUUACAGCUAAAGAAGAAAGUCAAUAAUAUAGAAACCAGUUGGACAUUAGGAGCAGCAUUCCACCUCAUCCAGUCACUGAGGACUGCUCCAGAAUGAAACCUGAACUAAAAGCCAAUUACUUUAAAGGGUAACAACACUCUUGAUUGUGACACAAUGAAAGAUGGAUUAGUGCAACUCUACCUGCUGAGAGUUCCCAGCUCCAGUGCAAACAGGUUGAUUGUACUCGAGGACAUUAGAGAACCAUUAAAUGCAAUAAUUUGUCCAGUAGCAAUCUUCCAUCUUGAAUCAUAGAAUAUUACAGCAUAGAAGAAGGCCAUUCAGCCCAUCACGCG